AUGGCAACAGGAUCGUCACCAUCGAGCAAGAAGUCUAUUCGACCCCACCGGAAAUCACGCGGCGGCUGCGGUCUCUGCAAACGGCGAAAAGUAAAGUGCAACGAGGAGAAGCCAUGCAGCAACUGCGUAAGGUUCGACCUCCCCUGCGAUCUUGCUCCAGACGGAACGCGCGUCGAGUGCAACAGAGCCCCAGUAUCUCGGCCCCAUCGAGGCCGGCCUCGGAAGACCUGGACGGGUGAGUGUGUCCCCCAACCGGCCAUGACUCUAGACGACCCCUCAAGAACACCAUCACAGUCCCCCAGCUCCACGGCAACACCCAGCCCCUCGCCCCUCGACGCCGACCCGGCGCUGAACCUUGACAAUGCUGAGCUCCUCCUCCACUUCGUCACCACGACAGCAGAAACCUUCGCCGGCGGUGAAAGCCCGGAAAUCCAUCGAUUCUGGGCACGCAAUGCGCCGCAGGUGGGCUUGAGCCACCCGUUCGUCCUCCAUCUCAUCCUCGCCUCGGCCGCGUUUCAUCUAGCCUAUUUGACAGCAAAGGGGAAGAAAGAAACGGAGGGCAGUGGCGCCAACGGCCGUCACCAAAGUCCCAACUCUUACCUCUCUCUCGCCCAGCAGCACCUCACGGCCGGUGUUUCGGGCUUCUCAACCCAGCUCUCUCAGCCAGGGCCCGACAACUGCGGCGCGCUGUACCUCGGGGCAGUUUUGACGAGCUAUUGCACUUUUGCGGCCGGGCCAACAAGCCAGCGUGACCUGCUCGUCUGCACCGCGAGUAGCGUCAUGGUGCAAGACGCGUCUGCUGCCCCUCCCGGUUCGUGGAUGCCCUUCGUCUCUGGCGUACGCCUCAUGCACCAGUCGUUCAGCCCCGACGUGCUGUUUGCGGGCCUGUUGGAGGCUUUUAGGCCCGGCUUGCCGUCGAAACCGCUUGAACAACCCGUCUGCGUGAGGGACGGGUUUUCGAGGCUUGACUGGGAGGGCGCAUUGGACGGGCUCAGGGGCUUCAUCGCACACGGAGAUCCCCCCGCCACGAAAUCACUUUGCCUCACAGCGCUCGACGGCCUCAUUGCGAUCUACACCGCCAUAUAUGGACGCCAUGAGGGCCCGGGCGGUGGCGCCACGCAUCAUGGCCCGUCUGAGAACCAGUUCGUCUUUGGCUGGCUGUACCGGGUCCAGCCCGAAUUCGUGGCGUGUAUAAGGGAGUGCGAACCGCAUGCUCUGCUGGUCCUGGCGCACUACGCCGUGCUUCUCAACACCGACACGGUUCCGAGGGGAUGGUACAUCGAGGGCUGGAGGGAGCACAUGGUGGCGAGAGUGGGCGAGUUAAUAACUGAUGAGGGCGGAAGGGGAAGGUGGAAGGAGGGUGAGUUGGUGCCGGUUGCCCAAAAUAUAGUGGCUCCAACCAACCAAACCCCCUGA
Molecule: messenger RNA, 1416 nt
Organism: Chaetomium fimeti
Lineage: Eukaryota; Fungi; Ascomycota; Sordariomycetes; Sordariales; Chaetomiaceae
Exons: 4
Coding region: 1-1416 (471 amino acids)
Biological process (GO): regulation of transcription by RNA polymerase II
Molecular function (GO): DNA-binding transcription factor activity, RNA polymerase II-specific; zinc ion binding
Source: RefSeq, a predicted model, not a curated record